This is a messenger RNA of Drosophila ficusphila, 593 nucleotides long. It is a transcript of the gene MED10, whose product is annotated as mediator of RNA polymerase II transcription subunit 10. NCBI's taxonomy places the organism in Eukaryota, Metazoa, Arthropoda, Insecta, Diptera, Drosophilidae. The transcript is spliced from 2 exons. The record is from RefSeq and is a predicted model, not a curated record. Gene Ontology annotation, molecular function: transcription coregulator activity. Gene Ontology annotation, cellular component: mediator complex; chromatin. Gene Ontology annotation, biological process: positive regulation of transcription by RNA polymerase II. The coding region runs from base 120 to 521 and encodes 133 amino acids.
UAGUCGCAGGGAGCUAUCUAGAAGAAGAAGAAACUGCUAAGAAAAAUAUAAAAUCUCCGCAGGAAAGCAAACAAUAACAACAUCAGCCAGGAAAAAGAAGUGAUUAAAAUUCUUUCAAAAUGUCUGCUCCACUGGAAAACCUGGAGACCCAACUGGAGAUGUUCAUCGAAAACGUUAGGCAGAUCCGUAUCAUCGUCAGCGAUUUUCAGCCACAGGGGCAGAACGUACUCAACCAGAAGAUCAACAGCUUGGUAACCGGCCUGCAGGAGAUUGAUAAGCUGCGUUCCCAGGUGCAGGAUGUCUAUGUUCCUUUCGAAGUGUUUUUCGACUACAUUGAUCAGGACAAGAAUCCGCAGCUGUACACCAAGGAUUGUGUGGAGAAGGCACUGGCCAAAAACGAGGAGGUCAAGGGCAAGAUCGAGAGCCUAAAGAAGUUCAAGUCAAAUCUGCUGCUGGAAUUGUUCAAAACCUUUCCCAACGAGAUGAACAGCUAUCGCGCUUAUCGCAAGGACUCCAUGUAAGCCAAGGAUAUGACACCUGAAAUCUAGUUUGUAAGCCACAUGUUGGAAUAAAUUUAUACAUAUUUACAAAAA